This is a messenger RNA of Glycine soja, 2165 nucleotides long. RefSeq names its product peptide-N4-(N-acetyl-beta-glucosaminyl)asparagine amidase A-like. NCBI's taxonomy places the organism in Eukaryota, Viridiplantae, Streptophyta, Magnoliopsida, Fabales, Fabaceae. The transcript has a single exon. The record is from RefSeq and is a predicted model, not a curated record. Gene Ontology annotation, cellular component: vacuole. Bases 82 to 1881 code for a protein of 599 amino acids.
UAUCUAGUCUGUGUAUAGCGUAAGUCUCUCAAACCAUAAAUCAUCUUAGCAAUCAUCACCCAGCCCUCUAAACCCAACAACAUGGACAAUUAUUUCCUCCUCUUCAUCAUCUUCCUCUCCCUCUUCCACCACCCCAUUUCCGCAUCAAAUCUCCACAAACUCAAGCAACUCACUCCAAAUUUCCCCCCUGAACCUUUAUCCUCCAAUGACCCUCCACCACCCACUGAAUACUUUGAGGUAGCAAGACCCAUUGAACACCCCAAAACAAAACCUUGCUCUCACCACAUUCUCCACCACGACUUCGGCUACACCUAUGGCCAGCCCCCAGUUCUCGCCACCUACACCCCUCCUUCUCAUUGCCCCUUCAACACAUUCUCCCAAAUCGUGCUGGAAUGGAAGGCCACUUGCAAAGGAAGACAAUUUGACCGCAUUUUCGGUGUGUGGCUUGGUGGGGUUGAGCUUCUUAGAAGUUGCACCGCAGAGCCAAGAGCCACUGGCAUUGUUUGGAGUGUUGAAAAAGACAUCACAAGGUACCACUCCUUGUUGCUAAGUCCCCAAAAUCAAACCUUUGCUGUUUUUCUGGGGAACAUUGUGGAUAAAACCUACACUGGGGUUUACCUCGUUGAUGUCACUAUGCACUUUUUCCCUUUGGGAUAUGUUGAUGGGUCAAGCUCAAAGGUUGGAGCUUCAGCAUUUGGGGGUGGUGUCCAUGCUGAUUUGGUCCUGCCCAUUUCUAGAAAUCUUCCAUUGAAUGAUGGGUUGUGGUUUGCUAUUCAGAAUUCCAGUGAUGAGGGUUUGAAGGAGUUUAGGGUGCCCCAGAAUGCCUAUAGGGCUGUUUUGGAGGUUUAUGUUUCAUUUCAUGAGAGGGAUGAGUUUUGGUACUCUAACCCUCCUGAUGAGUAUCUUAUUGCCAACAACCUCAGUGAUGUGCCUGGGGGUGGUUCUUUUAGGGAGGUUGUGGUUUCUCUUGAUGGGAAUGUUGUUGGUGCCGUCUGGCCUUUUACUGUGAUCUACACUGGAGGGGUUAAUCCCCUCUUGUGGAGGCCUAUUACCGGGAUUGGCUCAUUUGAUCUUCCCUCAUAUGAUAUGGAGGUCACACCGCUUUUGGGGACCUUGUUGGAUGGGAAGAGCCAUUCGGUGGGGUUCAGUGUGUCGAACGCGAUGAAUGUUUGGUUUGUGGAUGCAAAUUUGCAUAUUUGGUUGGAUGGGAAGAGCAGUAGGACAGAAGGAGGAGUUGUGGAUCUUGUUGCCAAGCCUUUGGUUGAGUCUCUGGUGACUGACUUUGAAGGUUUGAACGGAAAGUUCUGGACUAGUGCAAGGAGGUCCAUUUUGUCUGCUGGUUGGGUCAGAUCCUCAUAUGGGAAUGUUACUACCAGUUUUGUCCAAGAUUUUGUUUUCAACAAUUCAAUGGUGAUGGGAAAGAAUGGGAAUCAGCAAAUUGUGAAUCAAGUGAUUCUUUUCAAUGACAGUGUUCAUGCUAACCUUCCAUCACCCUUUGUCGAGGACACAUACAGAAAAUUUUCCCUAUACUUGGACACUGAUGAAGUGGAUCAGGAUGACGAUACUUCUUUAUCAGUUUCGAAUGUUACAUUGGGAUUUGAUGUGGACAUGUUUAAGAGCUCGGCUUUUGGUUUUUCAAAGAGCUCUCUCAAAAAUAUGCAGGAUGCUCAGGGUACUAUGGUUAUCAAAGGGAAUUUGGUUGUUAGGGGAUUGGCUGAAACACAGCAAGAUUACAGUUACACAAGUGAUGGAUAUUGCUAUUCUAGGAAAGUUGGCAGCUCAAAUUACACAAUUCUCUACGAUAAAGUCAGACAUUCGUGUAACAAAAGAAGUCACUCUCAUCUUGGUCCUCAUUCUAUCAAAAAGUUGUUCAUUCUCUAGGUUCCCUUAUAAGAACAGAGAACUUUAUUCUCUCUUGCUUCGUCCUACAAGUCCUUCCUUUCCAUAAAGGCUUGCCUUUCUAGCUCCACUCUCAGGGAUUUGUUCUGUUCUGACUGUGUCAGUUUGUUACUUUUUUGCAACUAAGAUUUGUCUGUUUUACUCUCUCUCUUUUUUCAAUAAAUAUGCAUUAUGCAAUGAUAAAAUUGUGAUUUUCUUCCACAGUCUAAUCAAACAUGAUUAGUUUUCAGUGCUUGUUUGCAUGUCCUAGAAAGUUUCUGCUUGAA